AACAAUAAAUUCUCGAUGGACUCCUCACCCGUACAAAAUAUAAACAAAUAGGUGUCAAAUAGCUAUAAUUCAAGCAUUUAAAGAAGAUAAAAUCUAUAUUAAAUCAUGAGCUGCAACUACGCGGAUGGAUUGUCAGCCUACGACAACAAGGGAAUCCUGGGAGCACCAGAGAGUUUCGACAGCGAUGAGACUGUGGCCGAAAAGUGCCAGGAGCUGGUUGAUUUGAUCAAGAAAUCCGGACACGUUGUCCUCCACACGGGAGCUGGGAUCAGUACGUCCGCAGGGAUUCCGGAUUUCCGCGGCCCCAAGGGCGUUUGGACGCUGGAGGAGAAGGGCGAGAAGCCGGACUUCAAUGUCUCCUUCGAUGAAGCCAGACCCACUAAAACCCACAUGGCCAUCAUAGCCCUGAUUGAAAGCGGCUAUGUGCAGUACGUAAUCUCGCAGAAUAUUGAUGGGCUCCACUUGAAAUCCGGACUGGAUCGCAAAUAUCUUUCCGAGCUGCACGGCAACAUCUACAUCGAACAGUGUAAGAAGUGCAGACGCCAAUUUGUGAGCCCAUCUGCCGUGGAAACAGUGGGUCAAAAGAGCCUGCAACGUGCCUGCAAAUCUUCAAUGGACAGCAAAGGUCGCAGCUGCAGAUCGGGAAUCUUAUACGAUAACGUUCUGGACUGGGAACACGAUCUGCCCGAAAACGACCUCGAAAUGGGUUUGAUGCACUCCACCAUAGCUGACCUAAAUAUUGCGCUCGGAACCACCUUGCAGAUCGUGCCCAGCGGAGAUCUGCCUUUAAAGAAUCUAAAACGCGGUGGAAAAUUUGUCAUUUGUAAUCUGCAGCCCACGAAACACGACAAAAAGGCUAACCUAAUCGUAUCCAGCUAUGUGGAUGUGGUUUUGUCCAAGGUGUGUAAACUAUUGGGUGUUGAGAUACCCGAAUAUUCGGAGGCAUCCGAUCCUACCAAGCAGUCCAAGCCAAUGGAGUGGACCAUACCCACAAGCAAUGUAAAUACCUUUCACAGAGAGUAUAGAAAAUAUGUAAAAGAUUCCAAGAUUGAAUCGAAAGCUAAGAAAACCAAGUACAAGUAAGUCUAUAGCCUAUAGUUUAUAGAAGUUAAGAUCUAAACAAUUCGUUAGACACAAAAUGCAUUUAACACGCGAAU
Messenger RNA from Drosophila teissieri, 1157 nucleotides. RefSeq names its product NAD-dependent protein deacetylase Sirt6 (gene Sirt6). The transcript has a single exon. The record is from RefSeq and is a predicted model, not a curated record. Gene Ontology annotation, molecular function: NAD+ binding. Bases 106 to 1083 code for a protein of 325 amino acids. Lineage: Eukaryota; Metazoa; Arthropoda; Insecta; Diptera; Drosophilidae.